AUGGAUAAUUACUUGAAAAUUGAAAAAAUUGGUGAAGGUACUUAUGGCGUUGUUUACAAAGGUAAACAUAAAAAGACUGGGGAAAUAGUAGCAAUGAAAAAAAUUCGCCUGGAAAGCGACGAUGAAGGAAUUCCAUCAACAGCAAUUAGAGAAAUAUCAUUGUUGAAAGAAUUAAAACACCCAAAUAUUGUUGGUUUGCUCGAUGUACUUAUGGAAGAAUCCAGACUUUAUCUCAUUUUCGAAUACCUUACAAUGGACUUGAAGAAAUAUAUGGAUACUUUAGGAAGUGGAAAGCUCAUGGAUCCUGUCAUGGUCAAAUCUUAUCUUCACCAGAUCACAACAGCAAUAUUAUUUUGUCAUACUCGUCGAGUUUUACAUCGUGAUUUAAAGCCACAAAAUUUACUCAUUGAUAAUAAAGGAGGAAUCAAAGUUGCUGAUUUUGGAUUGGGAAGAGCUUUUGGAAUACCAGUACGUGUUUACACUCAUGAAGUAGUCACUCUAUGGUAUAGAGCUCCAGAAAUUCUUCUUGGAACUACUAGAUACACAUGUGCCAUUGAUGUUUGGAGUAUCGGAUGUAUAUUUGCUGAAAUGUCAACAAAGAAACCAUUGUUCCAAGGGGACAGUGAAAUAGAUCAACUUUUCCGAAUUUUCCGUGUUUUGAAAACUCCAACAGAAGAAAACUGGCCUGGAGUUACUCAGCUUUCUGAUUACAAAGCAACUUUUCCUAAUUGGACAUCUAACAACUUGGCUAAUCAUGUAUCAACCCUUGAUGAACAGGGCUUAAAUUUACUUCAAGCAAUGUUAAUAUAUAAUCCAGAACGUAGAAUUUCAGCGCGUUCUAUAUUACAACAUCCUUAUUUCGAUGGUUUCGACUCCAAAAAAUCUUGUGUAUAA
This is a messenger RNA of Cotesia congregata, 894 nucleotides long. Lineage: Eukaryota; Metazoa; Arthropoda; Insecta; Hymenoptera; Braconidae. The record is from the annotation of a GenBank genome assembly.